Molecule: messenger RNA, 4160 nt
Organism: Pseudogymnoascus verrucosus
Lineage: Eukaryota; Fungi; Ascomycota; Leotiomycetes; Thelebolales; Thelebolaceae
Exons: 1
Coding region: 2031-3851 (606 amino acids)
Biological process (GO): sucrose catabolic process
Molecular function (GO): sucrose alpha-glucosidase activity
Source: RefSeq, a predicted model, not a curated record
ACGAUGCAGCGGAAGAGCUUGGCGUCUUGGACUUCUCGAUUCCGCCCAUCGUUCCGCCAUCCCUCCCCGCUGUAGAUUCUUGGUCUUGGCUUCGUGCUCCUUCUCCUGCUUGUCCGAAAGGGGAACGGAGUCAAUACCCAGGUCUGCCUCCGUUAACAGACGCCAACGCCAACAGAGGGGUUCGUCCGAAGAUUAGCCAGGGGUGAGGGCGAGAACAACAGCUGCUACUUUAGACUCUCUACCCGGGGUCCGGAGUUAGUGUAUGUAUAUGUAUGAGACAUAUAUGAUUUGUAUAUUACCCUACGGUUAUAUAUAUGACUAUGCCGUAAGAAUAUAUGAUUAUGCGACGAGGAGGAACGAGUAGGGAUGAGCAUAUCGGCCCUGUUUUGACCUUAUAUCGCUCUACCUGGCCUUAUAUGGCGGAUAAUGUCGAUAAUAGCCGCGUGCCACAUAGAGUGUUUAUCCUACGGAGUACGUGGCUAAGUAGUCAAGCAACACCUGUCAGAGUGUAGUAAGAACUGUACUUGUCCUGUGCUCGUACUUUACUCGGACUUGCCCUGGACUGGACUCUCCCUUGGACGAGAGAGAGAGAGGAGUUUUUCGUUCCCCAAGCCACUAGUCGACAGAGACGGAUAAGUGUCAUCCUUCGUUACAUCGUGCCGAAUCUAUCAACGCCACGAAUUCCCACAACCAUUCCCCGGGGCAGCCUGCAUCACACGGCAUCCGCCGGCGCCGACGAUCAUCCAGCCUGCAUAUCCAUGAACUAUGCCACGAGCUGGGCCUAGAAACUGACUGGAUCCGCUGAUCCGAGAGAGAUUUGGUUGGGAGAUGAGGACGAUGGACAAAACGUGCACGAAAACGUGGAUGGGAGCGACGAUAUGAAUACCGCUUUACCUACCUACCACAGCACGGAGAACUCAACACUCACUUUGUGGAGAUAUUUUGAUCGUCGAGUAGCUCCUUCCUGGGUCCACGUCGUCCGUCUCUUAUCCCCCCCACGUGCUUAUGUCAUCAUCGACGUCCUAGCUAGAGAGUUGGCUAGAGUAUUUGGAGCACUCUACUCCUUUCCCUCCGUUGCCUAAACAGGAACAGCGGAGGAAUGCCAUGCGUUGGCAUUUGAUGGCGGCAUUCAAACUGGCACCGACGAAAACAUUCAAGAGCCAGCAAUAUGAGCAAUAAGAGCCAUAAGAACCACAAAUUCCGUAUAAAAUCCCAAGACGGAGAAAAAUACUCCCGUUAUCGAUGACAUACCAUCUCAGAACGAUGAACUAGGUCGUUCGUCCCGCCGCCAAAACGGCCGAACAUGGUUACCAAUUGCUUUGGCCGCGCCUACGAAGGUAACUACUAUAUAAAUCUCUUUACACCCCUCCCCAGAAUCCCGGGAGCCUUAUCAAAAGGUCUAGGAUUACUCUCGAGGUUCGUUUAUCUGCCAUUAUUUCCUUCCUCGUCGUCUUCACCCGGCCCUGAACUUCCGACUCUCCGCCCACUUGUCUCCUCCUCCCUCGGCUGUUCUACUCGGAUGAAUACAUGAUACCCACUUCCCGCCGCACAACAACGUUCGUUGAAAUCAUCUGUGGGAAGAACAAGGCGGCCAAUUAUUGCCUAGCUGCUGCUUGUCUUCCACAGAUCUUCCAUGCAGAUGCAGCUCACCCCACGUCUCUUCCGUCGCCACUCAUCUGUCAUUUAGAUGUCGGUAGGUAGGUAGGUGGGUCGCUACUCUCGCUUCAGUACGAGCACUCUCAUAUCCUGCCAUAUCCUGCCAUCACCGCAGAUAUCACGGGCUCAGAACUGCCCUUCAUCCAUAUUCCUCGUCCCUGCUCCUUUUCUCUUUCCGUCGAGCCUCAACGCCGCCAACCCUAACUUAAUCACCACGGCCCGCUCUCAUCUGCCGCAUUCAACCACGCGGUGCGCCACUUAUAAGAAACCUACCCACCUCCCCGAGCAACCAAUCCUCACCCACCGCCCCCUCUGUACCUUCAUCCUACUCACGCCCUGAGUCCUCGACGCGCACGAGGCGCGCGAGAGCAGAUAUGGGCUCGGAAAUGGACUCUGAAACGGUCUCCUUCAACACUUACCGCCCCUCCUACCACUUCAUCGCGCCUCACUCGUGGAUGAACGACCCGUGCGGCGCCGCCUACAUCCCAGAGAUCAAAGAGUACAUCCUGUGCUACCAAUGGCACCCAGGGACCGUCGAGCCCGGCAACUCCGCCUGGGGUAUGGCCCGCUCUAAAGACCUCAUCACGUGGGUCGACUGCUUCCCCCCGCUGCGCAACGGUCCCCCCGGCUCGUACGACCCGCACGGUGUCUUCUCAGGCUCGCUCGUCUCGCGCGUCGUCAACAACAGGCGCGUGGUCUACCUCUUCUACACCUCCAUCUCAGCCCUACCCAUACACUGGUCCAAGCCGUACAUUGCCGGCUGCGAGAGCCAGUCCCUCGCCUGUUCCACCGACUUUGGUCACAGUUGGCACCGCUACCAGGAGAACCCUGUGCUCUCUGAACCCCGCCAUGGCGCUUCUACUACCGGCUGGCGGGACCCUUUUGUCAGCACCUGGCCCUCGCUAUCGGCGCUGCGUGACGUCCAUCCCAGCACGAACUACAUGCUCGUGUCGUCUGGCGAGCGGGGCAACGGCCCUGAGCUCAUCCUCUACGAGUCUGACGACCUGCUAAGCUGGACCGAGUUGUGUGUGCUCUUCGAUGCUCCAUCGGAAACACCCAUAUCUCACCACGCCAGCUCCCUACACAUCGGUAAGAACUUCGAGUGCGGCUCCUUCUUCACCCUAAACGGCAAGGAAUACAUCAUCACAGCCGUUGAAGAAAACUCCUCGCGCUACGUCCUCUGGAUGUGCGGCGCUCUCUCCCUAACACCCAACGGCAAACCCACAUUCACCCCCCUCUCCCACGGCGCCGUCGACCACGGCAUCUACUACGGCCCCCACGUCUUCCGCGGCGCCAAGAACGAAGUCAUGCUCUCCGGCUGGGCAGACGAAGACCUCGACGCCUCACCCGCCCUCAAAAUCACCCAAGGCUGGUCAGGCUGCCUCACACUCCCACGCGAACUCUUCACCCUAACGCGGCCCCUCGUUCCCGCCGACCCCGAAGCAGUCGAUGCUCAUCUCUGGACCCGCGACGAGGAACUAGGCAUAAUGACAACUCUCGGCGUGCGACCAGCUCGCCAGCUCCGGGGGCUCAGAUCAGGUUCGAUGAUCUACUCUCUCGAAGCCCUGCGCCAUCUCCGCUCCAAGGCGUACGAAAUCGAAGCACGCUUCCGUGGUCUAGCAGGGAAUGAGUUGCUAACUUUCAAUGUCCGCCAAUCACCCAACGAUGAGGAGGUAACACGCAUCAUCUUCUCCCUCGCCACCCACACCGUCUCCGUCGACCGCUCCAAAUCCUCCCUCCUCCACGGCCGUCUCACACCGGAUUCAGGACCAUUCAAACUACAAGACGGCGAGGACCUACACGUCAGGGUAUUCGUGGAUAAUUCAAUCGUAGAAGUCUACGCCAACGGCCGCUUCGCCCUCUCCACCCGCGUCUACCCCUCCCGCACCGACGCUCUAGGCGCAUCAUGCGCCUUCGAGGGUCUAGAUACCCAGAGUGCGGGGGUGUGGAUGCAAGUCUGGGAGGGCCUUGUCGGGGCAUGGCCCGAGAGGGGGAGGGAGGUGGUGGGGCUGGAUGCGAGGAUUGGGGAGAUGGAGAUUGUGGAUGAGGAGUAUGAGGAGUAUGAGGAUGGGUGGAGUGAGGGGGAGGAGGAUGCGGAGUUUGAGGUUUAUGGGGCGUUUGAUAGGGGGAAGGAGAUGGGAGGGGUGGGUGUGGGAGUGGGGGUGGGGGUUGAGGCUAGGGCGGUGGUUGCGUAGGGUGGGAAGGGGGUAGGGUGAAUAUCCCUCUCUCGUAUCCUCUUUUCCCAUGUCUUCCUGAUACCUCUUGCACACAUGAUUUUCCUGUCGGGUCAUAGAGUAAAGAAUAAACCGUCCGAGAUUGGAGACACGGGCAGGGCACGAACGACUUGGCCACAUUCCUUUAUAUAUAUUUUUUUGGUUUGGUUUGGUCGUUUCGGUCUUUUUCCCUUUUGGGGAUGACUUUCAUUUAAUUUGCAUGCUAAGAGGGAGACUGGAGGGUAUAUAUAGAUGUGGGGGGGUUACGAAUAUAACGACUUUCUAUUUAAU